AUGGCCCAAGUUGCUUUGAUUACCGGAGGAGCGAGUGGAAUGGGCUUAGCAGUAGCAAAAGCCCUAUCUGCUUGCAACGACUGGCACAUCCACAUUCUAGACAUCAACGAAGAGCGCGGAACUCAGACAGCAAAGGAAGUGCCGAGAACAACAUUCCACUACGCGAAUGUGACCAAAUACAGCGAUCUUGCAGCAGCGUUUCAAGCAGCCUUCUUGGAGAGUGGUAGUCUGGACUUUGUAUUCGCCAACGCCGGUGUCAUCGAGCGAAACAACUUCUACGCCACACACUCGGAGACUGGCAAGGAUGUAUCCCCACCACCAGAGCCAGACCUGCUCUCAAUCGAUGCUGAUUUGAAGGGUGUCGUCCUGACCUCUUACCUGGCUCAGCACUAUUUCCGACAUUCGCCCCAUGGCGGCAAGGGUUCUAGCCUGGUGAUGACCGCUAGCUGUGGUGGUCUAUAUCCGUCCUUUUAUUCACCCUUGUACUCUGCAGCUAAAUUUGGCGUCAUCGGUUUCAUGCGCUCUAUCUCCCAGCACUUCGCAGCAGGUGGAACCCGAGUCAACGCCAUCUGCCCGGGAAUCGUCCGAACCAACCUCGUCGACUCAACUGGCUGGGAUAGCUUCCCACCCGAGCGGUUCAUCGAAGUGGAAACGAUCGCCCGUGUAGUCCUCCAGCUCGUGGAUGGCGGCGAACCCGCGAGCCAGGGGUUGACUGAUUCUUGGGGCUCGCAUCUGCCCCUUUCCAGGUUGUAUGGAGUUGCAGUGGAGAUGUCGGAUAGCGGAGUGUACUUCCGUGAUCAGCAUACAUUCUGCGAUGAUGGGAUGCGGGCGGUCAUGGCGGCAACAGAUGUCGAGAACCAGUUGGGUGCUAUUCUGAAUGGUGAUUAG
Molecule: messenger RNA, 888 nt
Organism: Penicillium antarcticum
Lineage: Eukaryota; Fungi; Ascomycota; Eurotiomycetes; Eurotiales; Aspergillaceae
Exons: 3
Coding region: 1-888 (295 amino acids)
Cellular component (GO): cytoplasm
Molecular function (GO): oxidoreductase activity, acting on the CH-OH group of donors, NAD or NADP as acceptor
Source: RefSeq, a predicted model, not a curated record